This is a messenger RNA of Pistacia vera, 694 nucleotides long. RefSeq lists its product as uncharacterized. The transcript has a single exon. The record is from RefSeq and is a predicted model, not a curated record. NCBI's taxonomy places the organism in Eukaryota, Viridiplantae, Streptophyta, Magnoliopsida, Sapindales, Anacardiaceae. Bases 1 to 660 code for a protein of 219 amino acids.
AUGGAUAACAUGGCAUGUAAUAAAGCGCAACCUGUUGUGAGAAAAGCAAAGAAGAAGCAGGUGAAGGAUGAAAUGGAUCGCAUCAAACAGGCUGAGAAGAAAAAGAGGCGCCUGGAGAAAGCUCUUGCUACAUCUGCAGCCAUUCGAUCAGAACUGGAAAAGAAGAAACAAAAAAAGAAAGAAGAACAACAGAGGCUUGAUGAAGAGGGUGCUGCAAUUGCUGAGGCUGUUGCUCUCCGUGUCCUUUGUGACGAUUCUGAUGAUUCAUGUAAAGUUUUGCUGAACAAAGAAGAGGGAUUCAGUUCUUGGGAUUGUACUAGCAAUGUUGACAUUUUCAUGGGUGGAGGGAGAGCAUCUCUUCCUCAUCAGGACCGAGCACAGUGUACACUUGAAGGCAUUGGGUGGCUCUCUAACACGUAUGGUUCUGGCUGCAAGUGGGAUGACUUUGGAAAUGGUGACUGGUCAUUUACGUAUGGGCCUAUUGAAAGAAAUCUAACUAUGCCGUAUCUUGAGGACGAAGGUUGGGGAGCUUCAGAAUUCUCUGCUGGUCUUAUUGCAGCACAAGCUGUUUCAUCACUACAAAUUGCAGAGGAUGCACAAGUAGACGCCAUUGUUUUUAAUGGGAUGCUCAAGAGGGACAAGUCGUGGUUUAAAGUCUAAAAUAAUGGUUUUGUAUAUAUUUAGUACAAAUGAG